Cotesia glomerata is the source of this 604-nucleotide messenger RNA. RefSeq lists its product as uncharacterized. Bases 153 to 524 code for a protein of 123 amino acids. The transcript has 2 exons. The record is from RefSeq and is a predicted model, not a curated record. NCBI's taxonomy places the organism in Eukaryota, Metazoa, Arthropoda, Insecta, Hymenoptera, Braconidae.
AAUAAUUGAUGAUUUUUACUUAUUUAAUAAAACAAAGUAAUAAAAUGACUUUGGUAUUUAUUACUUGCCGGAGUAAAUAAACAGGCUUGGCAACAGCGCGUUUGAUUAUACCCACUAUACAGGGACGUGCAUGAGUGUGUGAGUUAACCAAAAUGCGUUGUCGUUACAAAGGAAAAUUAACUAAAAAAAAUAUAGCUCAGUGGAAAAAAAAUGUGAUUGCGAGCAAUAAAGCUCGAAAAAAAAAUAAGGAAAAUGCCGAAAAUACAAACUUUAUUGAACUAAGUGGACGACGAUUAGUAGACUUAAAAUUAUUAGAUAAUGAGUUGUGGUGUAAACCUUGCAAGCAGGCUUUGCGUCUCCGUAAUUCAGUGAAUGAAUUAAAAAAUGGAUUAGCAAGUACUUUUCAAGUUAAGUGUGAAGAUGUAGGUGGAAAACCUCGUAUUACGAAAAGCCAAAAAAUUAUUGAUAGCUUAUGUACAAAAUUAGGGCUUAUUCUGUCUGACAGCUGUCUAACAGCUAGCUAACUUUUCAUUUAAUUUUUCAGAUUUUUAUUUAUUUUUAAUUUUCAGAUUAAUAGAAUGACUAUUCAUGUUAUUUUGUGUUA